CGCCGAGCUUUUGCACCCCAGCUGGUUCCGGCUGGGGAAAAUGGCGGUGACUGGGGCGUUGUCCCAGGAGCAGCUGGUGGGCUGGUGCACCCAGCAGUUGCGGAAGACUUUCGGCCUGGAUGUCAGUGAGGAGAUCAUACAGUAUGUUUUGUCAAUUGAGAGUGCUGAAGAGUUACGAGAAUAUGUUACUGACCUUCUUCAGGGAAAUGAGGGCAGAAAAGGUCAAUUCAUAGAAGAGCUUGUAACUAAAUGGCAAAAGAAUGAUCAGGAGCUGAUUUCUGAUGCUCUGCAGCAGUCCUUCAAAAAAGAUGAAAUUUUAGAUGGGCAGAGGUCAGGAGACCAGCUAAAGAGGAGUAGGCGGAAAGGGAGAAACAGACAGGAAGUUCCUGCAUUUACUGAACCUGAUACAACCAUAGAGGUCAAAACACCUUUUGAUUUGGCCAAGGCACAAGAGAACAGCAGCUCCUUAAAGAAGAAGACGAAGUUUGUCAGUUUAUAUACAAAAGAGGGACAGGACAAGCUUGCAGUCCUGAUCCCUGGUCGCCACACUUGUGAUUGCCUGGGCCAGAAGCACAAGCUGAUCAAUAACUGUCUGAUCUGUGGGCGUAUUGUCUGUGAACAAGAGGGUUCCGGCCCCUGCUUAUUCUGUGGUACUCUGGUAUGUACUCGUGAAGAACAGGAUAUUUUACAGCGUGACUCAAACAAGAGCCAGAAACUGCUGAAGAAGCUCAUGUCAGGGACAGAGAAUUCUGGAAAAGUGGACAUCUCUACCAAGGACCUUCUUCGUCAUCAAGAAUUGCGAUUUAAAUCUGGUCUGGAGAAAGCUAUCAAGCAUAAAGACAAACUGUUAGAGUUUGACAGAACUAGCAUUCGAAGGACCCAAGUCAUUGAUGAUGAGUCAGAUUACUUUGCCAGUGAUUCUAACCAGUGGUUGUCCAAAAUUGAACGGGAAGCCCUACAGAAGCGAGAGGAGGAGCUGAGAGAAUUUCGACAUGCCUCUCGGCUCUCGAAGAAGGUCACCAUUGACUUUGCAGGCAGGAAGAUCAUGGAAGAUGAAAAUCCUCUAACUGAGUAUCACAGCAAACUAGAUGAGGCAAUACAUGCCAUUGCCAAUGGAACCUUGAACCAACCACCGAACAAAUUGGAUAGAUCUUCUGAAGAGCCUUUAGGACUUCUGGUGAAUCCCAACCUGUACCAGUCGCCUCCCCAGUGGAUAGAUCAGACGGGUGCAGCCUCACAGAAGAAGGCUUUCCAUUCAGCAGGAUCAGGACUAGAGUUCAGUUCAUGUCGGCAUCAGUUUCGAAUCCAGGACCAAGAAUUUCAGGAAGGCUUUGAUGGUGGCUGGUGCCUCUCUAUGCAUCAGCCUUGGGCUUCUCUGCUUGUCAGAGGGAUUAAAAGGGUGGAGGGCAGAAGCUGGUACACCCCACAUAGAGGACGACUUUGGAUAGCAGCCACAGCCAAAAGACCCUCUCCUCAAGAAGUUUCAGAACUCCAGACUACAUAUCUUCUCCUUCGUGGGAAAGAAGUGGAAUUUCCCAAUGACUAUCCAUCAGGUUGUCUUCUGGGCUGUGUGGACCUAACUGACUGCUUGUCCCAGAAGCAAUUUAAGAAUCAGUAUCCAGACAUGAGUCAAGAAUCUGAUUCUCCAUUUGUUUUCAUCUGCACAAAUCCCCAGGAAAUGAUUGUGAAGUUUCCUAUUAAAGGAAGUCCAAAAAUCUGGAAACUGGAUUCCAAGAUCCAUCAAGGAGCAAAGAAGGGGUUAAUGAAGCAGAAUAAAGCUGUCUGACCCAGGAAAAAAGGAACUAUACAGCAUAGUGGAGUUUUGUGUACUAAAAUUGCUAUCCACUGGUCCUUUGGAAUUGAAGCAGUAGACAUCUAAAGGCUUGGCAUCAGGCUUGAACCUCUCAGAAUUUAAACUCAUCAAAAUCUGUAUAUUUUUCUUAAAGAGUGGGAUUCUUACUUUAUGUAGUGGGUCAAAAAUCUUUGGAUACAUUAUUUAUAAAGACUUAUUUUAAAAAUUCUAGAUCUUUGACAUUUUUCUCAGAAUGAUACAGAAGAAAAAGGAACAAGUUGGAAAUUAUUUUCCUCUCUGAGGCUUGGAUUUGUUUUAGUUAGGAAAAUUCUUAACCUAGGUUAACAGUAUUUUAAGGGACCACUUGAAUUUUAAAGUUUUUUUUUUUUUCCAAUGAUAACCUGGUAGAGUAUUAGGAUGUUUGAGGAAUUGUGUUUAAUAGAAACGUGUGAUUGGACAGAGAGGUUUUUAAUCAACUUUGCUGCUCUAGUCCAACAUCUCUUCAAGUGAAUAGUAUUCAGCUGAGUAACCUUCGCUGGCCGAUUUUGGUGGGGGGUGGGGUGGGGGGAUAACCUGAAGAGGUGCUGCCACUUUGUUCUUUGGUUUGAGACAUUAGGACAUAAGAGGAUCAGACUGGGAUGAGAUAGAGCCACCUGCUAAAACAGCAUGAAACCGCCCUGUUUAUUUUGUUGGUAUUGGAAAAGUAUCACUUGGAUGGAGAAUUAGAAACAAACAAAAAUAAAAUCCUUUCAGUAAAUGCAUCAAAAUAUCCCAAAAUGCUGAAACCAAACCCUUUAAGCCAUCCAUACCCCAAGAAGCUAUGAGCUUUGGAAAAAUAGGAGGUUGGUUUGAAAUGAGAUUUUUACUAGUCAUUCUGGUCCCACUUAGUGAAGCACUUUUUUUCUGAGGCUGUUCAGAAGAGCUGUCAGAAUCUCAUUUGCUGGCAUCCUCAGGAAAUUCACGGUCUUAAAUGUGUAUGUUCUGCUUUUUAUAAAGCAGCACUACCACACUGGGGAAGUUGGAUUCCCUCCAGCAGUUGUGUGCAUGACUUAAAAAAGAGAGCGCAAGGGAGAGAAAAAAGUGCCCUGUGUUAUGAAAAAGAUUAAUUUCCCCUUUCUUUAAUCCUUCAUAUUCAGCAUUUAUUUGCAUUGAAAUGCCUCCACUCAUUAUGCAUUGAUGCUCACUCAACUGUGAACCCUGCUUGUUGCAGAGCUCUGGGCAUUGGUUUUGUGGGGGCCUGAUCACUCUGGAUUCCCAGGCAAAACCCACCCAAUUCUUGUUCUAGUGAUGAAGGCAUGUUGUAUUCUUUUUUUUUUUUU
Molecule: messenger RNA, 3111 nt
Organism: Delphinapterus leucas (beluga whale)
Lineage: Eukaryota; Metazoa; Chordata; Mammalia; Artiodactyla; Monodontidae
Gene: TRIP4
Product: thyroid hormone receptor interactor 4
Biological process (GO): rescue of stalled cytosolic ribosome
Cellular component (GO): nucleus; RQC-trigger complex
Molecular function (GO): zinc ion binding
Source: RefSeq, a predicted model, not a curated record